Rhodamnia argentea is the source of this 1513-nucleotide messenger RNA. RefSeq names its product allantoate deiminase 2. Gene Ontology annotation, molecular function: hydrolase activity, acting on carbon-nitrogen (but not peptide) bonds, in linear amidines. Lineage: Eukaryota; Viridiplantae; Streptophyta; Magnoliopsida; Myrtales; Myrtaceae. The transcript is spliced from 12 exons. Bases 29 to 1453 code for a protein of 474 amino acids. The record is from RefSeq and is a predicted model, not a curated record.
AAAAUCGAGUCUUUGAGACAGCCCUGCCAUGAUUCGCCUGUUGUUCGUGCUUUCCUUCUUCUCUCUGCUCUUCACCCUCGCUUUUGCUGGUUCAUGGAGUACUCAAAAUCUUGAAAGCAGAAAGGAUGACUUGCAUCCAGAGAUUUUAAGGGAUGAGGCCGUGGCUCGACUUGAAGAGCUUGGAAAGGUCAGUGAUGCUGAGGGUUAUCUUGAGAGGACAUUCAUGAGCCCUGCUUCAGUGAGGGCUGGACAUCUUAUACGUGGGUGGAUGGAGGAUGCUGGCUUGAGAACAUGGAUCGACCAAAUGGGCAAUGUGCAUGGUCGAGUAGAUGGGAUCAAUGCAAGUUCCAUGGCUAUUUUGAUCGGUUCACACUUGGAUACUGUUGUUGAUGCCGGAAUAUUCGAUGGAUCAUUAGGUAUUGUCUCAGCAAUAUCUGCACUGAAGGUUCUGAAUGCCUGCGGAAAGUUGGGUAAUCUAUUGCGGCCUGUCGAGGUAAUCGCUUUUAGUGAUGAAGAGGGAGUUAGAUUCCAAUCUACCUUCCUAGGUAGUGCUGCUGUUGCUGGAAUAUUGCCAGCUUCAGCCUUGCAAUUUUCUGAUAAAAGCGGUGUAACUGUACAAGAGGUUCUUAAAGAGAACUCAAUACAAACCAGUGAAGAAAAUUUAUACAACCUCAAGUAUGAACGAGAUUCUGUUUGGGGUUAUGUUGAGGUUCACAUAGAACAAGGACCUGUACUGGAAUGGAGGGGUUUGCCUCUUGGGGUGGUGAAAGGAAUAGCUGGACAGACAAGAUUGAAGGUAACUGUCAGAGGUUCUCAGGGGCAUGCUGGUACGGUUCCAAUGUCUAUGCGUCAGGACCCUAUGUCGGCUGCGGCUGAACUCAUUGUGUUACUGGAAAGUUUUUGUAAACAGCCUGAAGAUUUUCUCUCCUUUGAUGAUCACUGCAAAGCUUCGACAGUGCAGUCGCUUUCCACUUCACUUGUUUGCACUGUUGGAGAGAUAUCAUCUUGGCCAAGUGCAAGUAAUGUCAUUCCAGGCCAAGUGAUAUUCACGGUGGAUGUACGUGCAAUAGAUGAUAUGGGACGCGAAGCAGUGAUCUAUGAAUUAUCUAACAGGAUGUAUCAGAUAUGCGACAGGCGGUCUGUUUCCUGCAUGAUUGAGCGCAAGCAUGAUGCAGGUGCAGUUAUGUGUGAUGACGAGUUGCACAGACAGCUCAAGUUUGCGGCUCACUCUGCGCUCAAGAGGAUGUUGGAUAAUCAGUUCCUAGAUGAAGUUCCAGUGCUAAUGAGCGGAGCCGGACAUGAUGCCAUGGCCAUCUCACAUCUAACCAAGGUCGGAAUGAUCUUUGUACGUUGUCGUGGAGGUGUGAGUCAUUCGCCGGAGGAGCACGUGUUGGACGAUGAUGUUUGGGCCGCUGGUCUCUCGGUCUUGGCUUUCCUUGAAACCCACAUGUAAAGAACUAUUCGACUAUGUACAGUGCAAUCUGAUUAAUUUAACAGGAUUUCUUAAGCUGCA